UUUCGUACAAUUACUGAACUUGUAUAUAAUAAAUGUUAUACUAAAGAAAUAUUAGAAAUAUACCCUUAUCUUAAAGUUGGAGAACAACUUUGUCAUCUACAUUAUUGUAAACUCGUAGAACUAGAUAGGGAUCGCCAGGAGUAUAAAUCAAAAAAAACACAUGACAAUAAUCAAGCAAAAAAAACAAUGGAGCCUUUACCAAACAAUAAUGAUAAUGUAGUUAGUAUAUUUAAAUUAUAG
This is a messenger RNA of Dentiscutata heterogama, 240 nucleotides long. The record is from the annotation of a GenBank genome assembly. Lineage: Eukaryota; Fungi; Glomeromycota; Glomeromycetes; Diversisporales; Gigasporaceae.